This is a messenger RNA of Colias croceus (clouded yellow), 2359 nucleotides long. Its product is annotated as protein FAM161A. Gene Ontology annotation, cellular component: cilium. Lineage: Eukaryota; Metazoa; Arthropoda; Insecta; Lepidoptera; Pieridae. Gene Ontology annotation, biological process: cilium organization. The transcript has 7 exons. Bases 150 to 2294 code for a protein of 714 amino acids. The record is from RefSeq and is a predicted model, not a curated record.
UCCAUUUCUAGUGAUUUCCAAACGUUUUAAGAUUUUACUUUGUGAUAAAAGGUGAAACUUCAAACAAAGAAAUAAAAAGAACAUAUUUUUUAAGCAAGGCGUUACCAAGCUUAAGUGUAUGUUUGCAAGAUUUUUGCUGAUAAACAAUUAUGCAUCGUUGUAGUGUUUUUACAAACUCUUGUCUAAGAGUUCCUGUAGAUCCAUUAAGUAAAAUGCCUAAUACAGCAUAUGAAAGAAGGGAGAAAAAUAUUUUAAAUGAACAAUUAUCUAUCGAUUCAUCAACAACGGUUUCAAUGUCUGGAGAAGAUUUGGACUCAAAAAAAUUAAAAGAUUUUUAUCGCAGUAUACCCGACUAUAGUGACAUAAAUCAUUUACCUGCGAGUGAGUUCUAUUCUACAUUAAGAUCCUUAAGAGAAAAAAAGAAAAUAAUGUUGGGUCAUGCGAUAGAGCACAUUGACCAUGAUAAAACGUUCGACGACCAAGACUUAGAUUCGAUCAUUAAAUCUCCACAGUUACACAAUAUUAAAAAAGACAUGAAAGUACCGCAACGGCGAAAAUUUUCCCUUGAGACAGGUCGUGGUAGCAUUAUGCAGAACAAUACAAAAAAAUCUUGUGAAAACCUAACGAAAAAUCAUAACAAGACGAAAACACUUAUCGAUCCGAAAAAUACGUAUGCCGUCGAGGUAAAAAGUUGUGAGAACGAGCAGAUUAAGCCUAAAACUAUACAAAGUUCCCUAAUCGUUACUGGAACUUCAAAAACUGACCGCCCAAAAAGAAAUCAUUCCGCAUGUUCUAUAACAUGGCAUGAUGAUAAAAUUGAACGCAAAAAUGAAAUCGAUGAAAAAUUUGAUAAGUUUUUUGACAGGGUAGGUAAUUUUAAUGUAUCAAAUGACGGUAGCGAGUAUCAAACACAAAGUAUGCCGACUAGCCCUUUACGGACAAGAAAGACUAGGCCGAAAUACAAAAAUAUAACAAUACCUAAGCCGUUCAAAAUGACUGAAAGAGAUGAAGAGGAACGUAUAGUAAAUGAACUACGAACAAUUCAAAAAUCUUUUUCUGAUGACAUGCUGAAUCAAAAGUUAGAGAGAAAGCCAUUCAAGGCAAGACCAGUUCCGGUAGAAUCUAGGAUUCCCUUAUACGACAAGAUACUGGAGGAUCAAGCUAUGAGGCGAGCUGUAAGUAAAAUAAAUAGCGAAGCAGAACUUAGAGCUCGAAUGAAACCAUUUAGUUUCACUAAACGAGAAGAAAAUGGCAGUGAUAAUACUUGCGAAAGAGCACAACAUAUUCUACCGAAAAGUAAGAAGAAAAGGCGUUUCAAAGCCCGACCUGUGCCUAAAAAUUUGUUUUCCAAUUAUUUUUACGACAAAAGCAGGGAAAAUAAUUUUUUUCGGUCUAUGAAUAGGAGAAUCAGAGCUGAAGAAAUGUUACGAAACGCUAGUUUUCCUGGAAAUAUGGCGAUGCGGGAGCGUAGUCGGUUAUCGACUCCUGCGGCCCACAGUGACUUGCCGAUCGAUCCAUCGCUUGCUGGGGCGUCAGUGUCAUCAGCUGAUAAUCUUCGAUCAAUAAGCCCUACAAAGGGUUUCCGAAAAUCGUCGAAAAACGCUAAAGACAACUUUAUCACGACCAGUCCUCAACCAUUUCGAUUUAAUACGGCUGAUAGAGCAAAUAAAAAGAUGCAGGAUAUACAAAAGAAGGUAUGCCAAGGCAGCAAUUGCUCCGAGAGUUCUGUCCACCAUGGCAUAAGUGAAACAACCAAAGCGUAUUCUGCUCUUGAUUUAAAUAGUAUCGCAGUUGGAAGAUCUAACUUAGCUGCUUUAUUGAGGGCAGAGGCCGUAAGAAGGAAGUUCGAACAAGAAGCCGACAGACGUUUAUCGGAGCAACGCAGGAAAACAGAAUCAAAAUACAGAGAUCGGCAAUUAAGAUCGAAACCUGCCUGGCAUCUUGUGAAGAAUAACCACGAAGAGGAUAUAGCAAUGAGGCUGCAAACCCGCAAAGACGAAGAAAGGCUGAGAAAAGAGGAAUUUCUUCACGAAAUGGAAUUAAUGUAUGGACGAGUUCAGCAGCAACCCUUGUUAUUUGAAAGAUAUUAUGCACCACGACCUCCUAAUACUGAAAUUGAUUUUUCACAAUUAUUGUCUCCUCGUAAGAGCCCUAAAAAGAAGAACUUGCGAAAAAAGAAGAUGUGUAGUAUUGUAACCCCAUCUAGAUCUUCGGAUUAUCAAGACGAUGCAUACAAUUAUUUGGGAAAAAUUGAUAAAAACGAUAAAUUUUAUCAAGAUCUCGAUAUUAUUUAAAGUUUGGGACGAUGCUAAUUGAAAAGUGUAUCAAUGAAUUUUAAUACUCAAUCGUUUAUACAUUA